CCGCCUCUUCGGGCUUUCAAUUGCUAUCUGGGCAAGUUCGGAUAGCUGAGAGGCCUUAUCCAUUGAUUCCACGAUGUUCAAAAAAGCUGGCGCUCUUCUUGCGUUGGUUGUCGCUGGGACAGCGGCUCCAACAACCACCACCUCCAGCCCCACUGCUAGUGUCCAGAAUGGUACGUAUGUCGGUGUGAGGAAUGCGAAUUAUCAGCAAGAUUUCUUUCUGGGCAUGCCGUACGCUCAGCAGCCUGUUGGUGACUUGCGGUUUACGGUUGCUCAGCCGUUGAAUGAAAGUUGGGAUGGAGAGCGAGACGCGAAGGAGUACUCUCAUAUCUGUGUGGGAUACGGGACCGAUUCGAUCUGGUAUCCUCAGGCUGAAGCAUGCCUCACCUUGAACGUCAUUCGUGACUCCUCGGUCACUGAGAGCUCGGAGCUUCCGGUUGGUGUCUGGAUACAUGGUGGUGGCUUCUUUGAGGGCUCCAGUGCCGACCAGCGCUAUAACAUGUCGGCUAUCGUGGCCAACUCAUACAAGAUCGGGAAGCCAUUCAUCGCGGUAAGCCUUAACUACCGCCUCUCCGCCUGGGGAUUUUUGAGCUCCAGCCAAGUCUGGGGAACCGGCAACACCAACCUAGGCAUCAGGGACCAGAGACUGGCGCUCCAGUGGAUAAAGGAGAACAUCGGGGCAUUUGGAGGGGAUCCAGAUAAGAUCACCAUCUGGGGGGAGUCAGCCGGAGCAAUGUCUGUCGGUUACCACCUUGCAGCAUACGGCGGGAGGGAUGACGGUCUCUUCCGCGCAGCGAUCAUGGAGUCGGGAGGAACAAUCCCAGCGAGCCCAGGCAACUACACAGGAUAUCAGACCCUUUACGAUGACCUUGCAGCCAAAGUCAAUUGCUCGGGCGUGGCAGACUCGUUGCAAUGUCUGCGCGAGGUUCCCUUCCAGGAACUGAAUGCCGUUCUCAACGGCACUGACGGCGAGUCGGAUUACAACUUUGGGCCCAUAGUCGAUGGCGAUCUCAUCAGGGACUGGGGCAGUCUCCAGCUAGACAAACAGAAAUUUGUCAAAGUUCCCAUCAUUUCAGGGACCAAUACCGACGAGGGUACCGCGUUUGGGCCCACGGGGAUCAAUACAACGGAGGAAUUCUAUGCAUAUCUUACAGAUGGCGAAUCUGGCUUCCAGCUGCCCUCGUCCAUCGCCAAUGAGAUCCUGCAGCUCUAUCCCGACGAUCCAGCACUGGGCAUCCCCGAGUUUCUCGGGUCCGCUCGAGUCCCAUCCAAGGGCUAUCAGUGGCGGCGCACAUGCGCAUACGCAGGAGACUACGUGAUGCAUGCCAACCGGCGUCGACAGUGUGAGGCGUGGACGGAGACUUCCACGACGGCAUACUGCUAUCGGUUCAACAUGCGAGGGGCGGACGUUCCGAUCCUGUCCGGCGCCACUCACUUCGAAGAAGUCUCCUUUGUGUUCAACAACAUCGCCGGCCUUGGGUACCACUACGGAAAGCCAUUCGCAGGGAUGCCCGAGUCCUACGUACAGCUGAGCAAUCUGAUGACCAGCAUGUGGGCGUCGUUCAUCCACGACUUAGACCCCAACUCGGGCAUCAAGAACUCGAGUGUUCGGUGGCAGCCGUACGGAAAGGAUGAGCCAGUUGAUCUGGUCUUUGAUGCUAAUGUCACGAGCUAUAUGGAGCCAGACACGUGGCGAAAAGAGGGGAUCGAUUAUAUCAAUUCCGUGGCGAGUGCGUACUGGCGAUAAGCUACCUACCAUGUCGAAGCCCGUGCGUUUUAGCUUUUUUUUUACUUCCCCAUUCUACCAUGUAUGUAUGCGGCCUACGAGAUAUGGUGAAGCAAACAGGGGAGGAUCGAGCGCAUCUAGCCAGGGUACAUAGGUGGUGGGUGGUGGGUGGUGGCUGUCCAUCCAUUAUUCUUCGGUUAGAAGCAAAAUCCAGAUCAGUUGCUCAU
Messenger RNA from Aspergillus heteromorphus CBS 117.55, 1950 nucleotides. RefSeq names its product carboxyesterase. The record is from RefSeq and is a predicted model, not a curated record. The transcript is spliced from 4 exons. NCBI's taxonomy places the organism in Eukaryota, Fungi, Ascomycota, Eurotiomycetes, Eurotiales, Aspergillaceae. The coding region runs from base 74 to 1744 and encodes 556 amino acids.